AAAUAAAAUGCGGUUCAUUAUUUUCAUAUUGUGUUUGCUUCAAUAUCAGGUUCAUGGUCAUGAUUGGUCGAACCGAACCGUACGUGUAGAUCUCAUUGUAAAUCGUAGAGCUCCUCCGAACCAAUAUGAUUUUCGUCUACAAUCGCCGAGAAUUGUUUCUAGCGGAGUCGAUGCCACUACUGGUCAAUAUCCUUGGACUAUACUAAUCAUGUCACGAACUGUUGAACUAUUUGGAAUUACUUGUUCGGGUACAAUCAUCAGUGAUAGCUAUUUUCUUAGUGACUUUGGCUGCGUUGACGAAGGAUGGUGGGGAUCGAUCACCUCGAUAGAGAUGUAUGUUGGAUCAGCUCAAUGGCCAUGGCCCAACAGAGGGGAACCAACAAAUUUCGUACGACAUUAUUGGUACAUCGAAGCGUCGCCCGAAAAUAGUCCUGCAAUUGUUUUGUGUAGAAUUCAUGAGCCAUUGACAUUUAAUCCGAAUGUUCAACCCAUCCGUUUGCCGUAUGCUGCAAACGCUAAUUUCUCAUAUGAGGCAUGGUCGUCCAUAAUACUCGGAUACCGACUCGCAGCCCCCGAUCAGUUGCAAUUCGUACCGAGCAACUUGUUCAACAACAACCAAUGCGAGUUCGAAAUACGUUUCGGUCAAGAUCGUGGUAUCAUUGGUGAUCAUGAAUUAUGCGGUACUAUCAAUAAUCAAGUCGGAUUAGGUGCAACACGCCAUUUUGGCAUUGCAGGUGGAGCUUGGAUGGUAUAUGAAUACGCGACAGACCUUGAUCUUCACCCAGUUGUCAUUGGGAUUUAUCAGUACCAGAUUUCGAAUGGAACUGCGACAUACGGAGUGGGGACCAGAGUCUCUCAUUUCUUAGAUUGGAUUGACACACUCUCCGGUGGAUUGUUCAAAUAGAAUUUUUUUGCAUUACAUUGUAAGGUUUUUCUUAAAUAAAAGCAAUGGUAUUGUGUCACCAAUA
Molecule: messenger RNA, 968 nt
Organism: Bradysia coprophila
Lineage: Eukaryota; Metazoa; Arthropoda; Insecta; Diptera; Sciaridae
Product: collagenase-like
Biological process (GO): proteolysis
Molecular function (GO): serine-type endopeptidase activity
Source: RefSeq, a predicted model, not a curated record